AUGAAAUAAUUUUAAUAAUAUACAAAUUGGAUUAUAUGUCUAGAUCCUGAUAGUCGUUAAAUUUAUUCCACCAACGGAGACAUCAUCAUCAUAGAAACCCAUGUGGAUCCUCAGUACAAACAGAAAUGCGAGAACGCUCUGCAGGAUAUGGAUUACAUUCUGUAUAAUCAUGAGAAUGUAGCACAUUGGUUACAGGAUUCGAGCGAAGUAGAAUAAUACAGAAGGAGAAACAUCCCUUCGUAUCUUUUGCACCCGCAACAACAACAAUAUCGGAGGUAUUUGGUGGAAUCCAAUAUGGGAUUCUCAUUUAGUAACAUCUACACUAUUAAAUUCAACAUCAUCUGCCAAUGCCAGAACGACCUCUUGAAUGGGAAAGAGACCAAAAUCGAAUUCAAUUUGAUGACGAGUGCCGACGAAGCCAUCCAGAUGAUACUGAAAUAACUACAAAAUCAAUAGUCCAAUCCUCCUCAGUACAUUUUGCAAGUGGACGGAUAUCAGGAGUACAUCUAUGGAGAACAGCCUCUGUUGCAAUUCACUCGAAUUCGAAACAUUAUCAGAGACAGCCAAGUCUUAAACACCAUUUUGAUUGAUUAUUUGCCUUCCAGCAAUUUCGAUUACCCCCCCAUUUACUUGAGAGCCAAGGAUAAUUACGAUUUGAUUGGGGACUGGAAAAAGUAUCUAGAAAUCCCUGUAUUCAUAUGGUAUCCGAAAUAGAAGAUAGUCAAUCAGCAGAUCAGCAUCCUAAAGCAAAAUAGAAUUGUAAAUGAUUUGGACUUCAUUUACUCAGGACAAUGCGAUUUCUACUUCAGUUUCAAAAUAAUCAAAAUAGACCACCUCAAGAAUCUGUUCGAAUCUGACUUUGACAGAUUGGGCAAAAAGAGAUCCACCUACAAUGGAACAACCAAAUUGAACAACAUCACCAAAAAUCAGCCCUCCAAAAUCAACAAAAACAAGGACAUCCUUAUGUUCCACAGGAAAGAGACUCAACAGGACGAACCCUACAUCCCCAUCAGAUACUUGUCAUUUGGAGGAGUCGAGAACCGAAAUUACAUCAAGUAGAUACAGUCCCUAUUCAAUCUCAACUUCGAACCCUUCCUUAUAUCGAUUGAGGCCUCCCUGUAUUAUGGUGACAAGUUAUUAACCAAUUCAUCGGUGAUCGAAUCAUAACUCAUUCCUUUUUCAUUCACUCCCACCUUCAAUGCAUCCAUUAAAUUUAGUCAAAUCAAAUACUCCAUGUUGCCGUUGGAAGUUAAAUUAUGUUUUAGGGUGUUGAUCUAUUCCUGUCACGGAGAAUCCCAAAUUGUGGGCAGCACCAGCAUGUACUUGUUCGAUCAGAAUUCAAAGUUCAAACAAGGACUGCAAACCCUCAAUUUGUGGCCAUUCUAUGACAUCAACCCGAAGAUCGGAUGCUUCCAGGAUUUCAAGGGAGAAAUCAAUUUAGACAACAUCUACAAGAGAUGCAGACCCAAGUGUUACAGCUACUUGUCGAUUAAGAUGGAUUGCUUCAGUUCUCAAUUGAAAUGGUCCUUGAGGGAUCAGAAGUUCCAACAAUUUCAUCAGGGGAGUCUGAAGGAUUGUUUGAAUGUUAAACAUUAUGCAGAUUUGGUGAGAUCGGAUCCCCAAUUGCAAAAGCAGAUUGAAACUAAGAAGAAUUAUCAUUACGUCAAGGAUCAGAGGAUCCAAUUCGACCUAGAUAAAACCACAGGGUCCAUCAUGUCUUAAAAUAAGAGGAAGGGAAUCAGCAUCCUUCAGAAUAUAGAUAGCUAAAGAUCAAGUAAUUUCUCAUAAUUAGCUAGAAAUUCACUAAACAACUUUUUACAAUAUUUUAUAUCAAAUAGAUUGACUUCUAAUUAUUAUAAAGAAAAUAGCGAUAGAUUAGGUCUGGCUUAUCCCUACAAAGAUAUUGAUUAAACUCCAAAAACAGAGGAUCUAGCCUACUUAUAAACACUAUUAUCAGCUACCUCACUGGACAGAGUGCAUUACUCGCAAUUGGACAAAUUUCUAUUGAUGAUAUGUCGACACCAUUACAAAACAUUGCCUUAUGCCUUGUAAUUAUUCCUGAAGGCUGUUAAUUGGGCUGACCCCAAACAAGUACGAGAAGCCCAUCAAAUGAUCAAGGAGUGGAUUCCAUUGCCACCACAAAUAGCACUGAUUUUGAUGGACUCCCAUUUCCCAGAUGAGAUUGUUCGCUUGUAUGCAGUGGAUAGAAUAAGUCUCCUAUCUGAUGACGAGUUGAGUCUCUACUUGUUGCAACUAAGUCAGGCUUUGCAAUUUGAGAAGAACAUCUACAAUCCAUUGGGAGAACUACUUCUAGAGAGAGCAUCCGCAAAUCCUUUUCAGAUUGGAUAAGAAUUUUUCUGGCUUUUGAAAUCGCAAUUGAAUUUGAAACCAUCAUUUCUGAGGUAUUUCAUAUGGCUGGAGCAAUUGAUAAUGAUAUGUGGGUAAUUCAGAGAGACAAUCGUCAAGGAAGUGAGAUUGAACAAUCUGUUAAUUGAGUCCUCUCUCAAGAUAAAGAGCAAGUAGGUGGGGACGGAGAUGCAAUAGAAGACCGAUGCUUUGAAGAAAGAGUUACAGUAUAUCACUUAGAAUGUGGUUCAGCCAUUUACAUUUCCAAUUGAUGCUCGUAUGCAGAUUGCCAGUUUUGACAUCGAUCAAUGCAAGGUGUUGAAUUCAAAGAAACUGCCACUCAAAUUGUAUUUGAAAUCCUAUUAAAAAUCGAUCAAUCAAUAGAUCAAUCAACUGCAGGUCAUAUUUAAGAAUGGAGAUGAUCUGAAAUAAGACAUGUUGACUCUGCAGAUUAUCAAGAUCAUUGAUACGAUAUGGUUGGAUUCAGGAUUGGAUUUUAAGAUGAAACCCUACAAAGUGAUAGCCACUGAUGAUUAGGUUGGAAUGAUUGAAGUGGUAUUGGAUUCAUUGAACAUUUCUGAAAUCCACGAUAAGAUUGGGGCAUUUGGAGCAUUUGAUGAAAAAGCACUCAUCAAUUAUCUCCAUCAACAGAAUCAGAAUGCUGAAGAUUUAAACAGAUCCAAAGACAUUUUCCUUAGAUCUUGUGCUGGCUAUUGUGUUGCCACUUAUGUUCUGGGGAUUGGCGAUAGACACAGUGGCAAUAUCAUGAUCAAAUCAAGUGGACACAUUUUUCAUAUUGAUUUUGGACAUUUCCUGGGCAAUUUCAAGAUCAAGUUUGGAAUCAAUAGAGAAAGAGCCAAGUUUGUUUUAACUCCAGAGAUGUUGACAGUGAUGGGUGGUUAGGACAGUGAAACAUUCAGGUAAUUCGAGAAGCAUUGUUUGGAUGCCUAUAAUUUGAUUAGAAAACAUGGGAGAUGGUUGGUUGAUUUAUUCUUGAUGAACUUGACUGCUGGGAUACCGGAAUUGUAAAAUGCAGAAGAUGUGAGGUAUUUACAGGACAGAUUGGCUUUGAAUCUCUCAGAACAAGAGGCAACCAUGAAAUUCAGACAGGAAAUAAUUACAUCGAUUAAUGAUAAAUGGAGAAGAGUUGACAACUUUUUUCAUACUCUUAAAAGAAAAGGAUGA
Molecule: messenger RNA, 3531 nt
Organism: Paramecium tetraurelia
Lineage: Eukaryota; Ciliophora; Oligohymenophorea; Peniculida; Parameciidae
Exons: 3
Biological process (GO): cell migration; phosphatidylinositol 3-kinase/protein kinase B signal transduction; phosphatidylinositol-3-phosphate biosynthetic process
Cellular component (GO): plasma membrane; cytoplasm; phosphatidylinositol 3-kinase complex
Molecular function (GO): 1-phosphatidylinositol-3-kinase activity; 1-phosphatidylinositol-4-phosphate 3-kinase activity
Source: RefSeq, a predicted model, not a curated record